This is a messenger RNA of Magnusiomyces paraingens, 1218 nucleotides long. RefSeq lists its product as uncharacterized. The record is from RefSeq and is a predicted model, not a curated record. The coding region runs from base 1 to 1218 and encodes 405 amino acids. The transcript has a single exon. NCBI's taxonomy places the organism in Eukaryota, Fungi, Ascomycota, Dipodascomycetes, Dipodascales, Dipodascaceae.
AUGCUACCACUUUUAGAAUCACUUAGACGUCGAUUUUCAAAACAAAUUCUCUUGAUUGUUGUUGGUCCUUUAGUAUUAUUUACAUUAAGUGCACUACUAUAUUUAAAUACUAAAACAACAACUAUUUUUGGUUCCACUAGUGCAAAACAACAAACCACUGCAAUUAAUAACAAUCCUAGCAGUGCUUCAUUUUUAAACUCAUCUAAGCGCCUCCUAAAGUCUCCUGCCAAUUCCACUCUAGGAUUUCAAAAACUUUUCUAUAUUAAUCUUGAUACACGCUAUGAUCUUGAAGAUAUGAUACAAUUACAAUCCGAUGUCGCUGGAAUUACUCCAGAUCUUUGGCCUGCCAGAAAAAUUGAACCAAACUCUUUUAAAGGUCUUCCGCCAGCUUCGGAUGAUUGGCCGUCAAAAGUUGCCCUAGGGUUACUUGGAUGUUUACGUUCUCAUGCAGACAUUUGGCGCGCCACUUUGAAGGAAAAAUGGGAGACUGUAUUAAUUCUUGAAGCGGAUGCAGCUUGGGAUAUUCACGUACGCGAAAUGAUGGCCCACUUUUCAAAGGGGUUUCAAGAAGCAUUGCCAGCAUUGAGUGCAUUAAACAUUACAGACUCUCCUAUGGCUCCUCACGGUAAGCCAGGAGAUUAUGUUCCUACAGAAAAUGAUCCUUAUAUGGCCAAGCACUGGGAUAUUUUACAACUUGGUGGGUGCUUUGAAAAAAAGGAGCGAGCAGAAUUUAAACAUGUGUAUUUUGAUCCGACUGCUCACCGGAAACCUAUCCCUUACGCCGAUGGAUCAGAACUUGGAUCUCACGAGCGAGCAAUUCGUUGGCAAAAUGAACUCAUGUGUACUACUGCAUAUGCAAUCACUCCCACAGGUGCUCGGAAAUUACUUUUGCGUAUGUCACUACAACUCAAUACUCCUGUUGAUGGAUUAAUUUCUGAGUUAGUACGUGAAGACAAAUUACGAGCUUAUUCUACAACUCCCAAUGUUUUUAUUCAAUGGCAAUAUCGUGAUGGAUUAGGUUCGAAUAAUAAAAAUAGUGAUAUUUCCAAAUUUAAUCCAGGAGAUGAUGCAUCUCAAGAAGCUCGAAAUAGAAUGUGGGCCUUGGCUCGUAAGGAAAUGAAGAUUUGGCAAUACAAUGGAAUUUUUGGAAUGUCGGGAUUUCUACAUCCAGCACUUGGAGGACAGGCGGAGCAGCUUUAUGGUAUCGUACCAUCAUGA